Numida meleagris (helmeted guineafowl) is the source of this 9744-nucleotide messenger RNA. RefSeq names its product NIPBL, cohesin loading factor (gene NIPBL). The record is from RefSeq and is a predicted model, not a curated record. The coding region runs from base 444 to 8795 and encodes 2783 amino acids. The transcript is spliced from 47 exons. Gene Ontology annotation, molecular function: chromatin binding. Gene Ontology annotation, cellular component: Scc2-Scc4 cohesin loading complex. NCBI's taxonomy places the organism in Eukaryota, Metazoa, Chordata, Aves, Galliformes, Numididae. Gene Ontology annotation, biological process: heart morphogenesis; embryonic viscerocranium morphogenesis; digestive tract development.
UUAGGGUGUUCUCCAGUGCCACCUUCAUUUGUGUACUUUCAAACAAAUACACUUGUAAAACAAACUUUGAUUAAUCCAACAUAAUGAAUUUAAUAGUUAAGCUUGAGAGCUGGACUUCAAAUCUGCCUUAAAGAUAGAGAACUACUCAGGAAACCGUUAAGACUUAGAGAGAUUCAAGUGGUUUGGUGUAAGAUAUUAUAUCUUUGUGCAAAUAAUAUCCAUCCAGAACUGAAAGGGUGUGUUUAUAUGUCACAGGACAUUUACAUCUUGCUGUGUCCAAUUGUAUGGCCGAAUCCUGAAUUCCAUAGAUGAGCAAGAAUAUAGAAGGAUUUCUGUCCAAGUACUGAGAAGUUCAUAAAAGAAUGCUUGGGAGAUGGGAAGUAAUGAUAGUUGGCACCUGAACUAAAAUAUCUGUGUAGGCACUACCAUCCCAGAACUUCAGGAUGAAUGGGGAUAUGCCUCAUGUUCCCAUCACUACUCUUGCAGGGAUUGCUAGUCUUACAGACCUUUUGAACCAGCUGCCUCUCCCAUCACCUUUACCUGCUACAACAACAAAAAGCCUGCUCUUCAAUGGACGAAUAGCUGAAGAGGUGAACUGCCUUCUGGCUUGCAGGGAUGAAAAUCUGGUUUCGCAGCUCAUCCACAGUCUUAAUCAGGUGUCAACAGAUCACAUAGAAUUGAAAGAUAACCUUGGCAGCGAUGAUCCAGAGGGAGAUACACCAGUUUUGCUGCAAGCUAUCCUGGCAAGGAAUCCUAACGUUUUCAGGGAGAAAAGCAUGCAAAACAGAUAUGGGGUACAAAGCGGGAUGAUGAUUCCGCAGUUUAAUAUUUCUCAGAAUUCUAUGCGUGGUAGUCCUGCAUCUUCCAAUUAUCAACAAACCACUAUUUCACAUAGCCCUUCCAGCCGGUUUGUGCCACCACAGACAAGCUCUGGUAACAGAUUUUUGGCACAACAGAACAGUCCAGUGCCUAGUCCAUAUGCUCCUCAAAGCCCUGCAGGAUACAUGCCAUAUUCACAUCCUCCAAGUUACACACCACAUCCUCAGUUGCAGCAAGCUUGUCCCAUUGUCACAGCCGGGAUGAGGAAUCUUCAUGAAAAUAAAGUUUCAAGUCAGUUGUCUGGAAAUUCAGCGAAUCAUCAUGCUGAUAAUUCUAGACAUGGAUCAAAUGAAGACUACCUACAGAUGGUGCACAGAUUAAGUAGCGAUGAUGGCGAUCCUUCAAUAAGAAAUGCUGCAUCUUUUUCCUUGAGGUCACCACAGUCAGUCUGCUCUCCAGCUGGAAGUGAUGGAACCCCUAAAGGAUCAAGACCACCUUUAAUCCUACAAUCUCAGCCUCCACCUUAUUCAUCACCUAGAGAUGUUCCCCCAGACAUAUUGUUAGAUUCUCCAGAAAGAAAGCAAAAGAAACAAAAGAAAAUGAAGUUAGGCAAGGAUGAAAAAGACCAGACUGAAAAAGCUGCAAUGUAUGAUAUCAUUAGUUCUCCUUCCAAGGACUCCACUAAGCUUACAUUAAGACUCUCUCGUGUAAGAUCUUCGGAUUUGGACCAGCAGGAUGAUAUGCUUUCUGGUUUGGAAAACAGCAGUGUGUCAGAGGGUGAUAUUCCUUUUAAUGUGCAGUACCCAGGACAGACUUCUAAAACACCCGUUACUCCACAGGAUGUUAACCGCCCACUAAACGCUGCUCAGUGUUUGCCGCAGCAUGAACAGACAGCUUUCCUUCAGGCACAACAAGUGCCUGUUUUACAACAGAACACUUCAGUUGCUGCAAAACAACCUCAAACUCCUGUGGUACAGACACAGCAACAGGUUUCGCAACAAGGAACUAUAACGUCAUAUGAUGAAGUAGAAUUGGAUGCAUUGGCUGAAAUUGAGCGGAUAGAACGUGAAUCAGCUAUUGAAAGGGAGCGAUUUUCAAAAGAAGUGCAAGAUAAAGAUAAGCCUCUAAAGAAGCGAAAACAAGAAAACAAACCGCAGGAGGCGGGGGGUGCUGCUGGAGGAAAUAGACCAGCUUCUCAGGAGACAGGUUCUGCAGGAAAUGGGGCAAGGCCAGCAUUGAUGGUUAGUAUUGAUCUUCAGCAAGCAGGAAGAGCGGACUCUCAGGCAACAGUAACUCAGGAUUUUGAGGCUAUCAAAAAACCUGAAGAGAUUAAGCAGUAUAAUGAUGGGUUUGUGUGUAUUCCCCAAGAAGAAACUGUUGGAGUUCUUAAACUUAAACCUGAAAACCAUCCUGAGAUUUUUAGGAAAAAGUCAGACUUUGAGGUUCAAAAGACAGAUAUCCAGCAAAAUGAAAACAGACAAAUGGAAUUUCAGCAAAAUGAGAGCAGAAGGUUGGAAAGUAAAUACAAUGACAAUAAACAGGUAGAAGCUAAAUAUGACAUCAAGCAUGACAGCAGACAAAUGGAGAUAAAACAAAAUGAAAACAGACAGGCAGAGUCAAAACAAAAUGAGAGCAGACAAAUGGAGAUGAAACAAAAUGAGGGAAAACAAAAUAAUGGCAAACAAGAAAUAAGGCAGAGGCCUGAAACGCCAAAGCAGAAGAGCGAAGGUAGGCCUGAAACGCCCAAACAGAAGAGUGAAGGCAGGCCUGAAACACCAAAACAUAGACAUGAUAACAGGAGGGACUCCAGUAAACCAUUGUCAGAAAAGAAAAUUGAAUUAUCUAGGCAUAAACCUGAUGUGAAAUCUGAUACUUCAAAGAUAAAGUCUGAUAGUAGAUCAGAUCCAGUGAAGCAAAGGCCUGAUGGGCGUUCGGUUUCUGAUACUCAGAGGCGUGACCACGAUAGCCUUAAACAAAGAUCUGAGGACAGGGAGUCAGAAAGAUACAGAGGAGAUCCAUCCAAGAUUAGAAGGACUGAAUACUUGAGAUCCUCAAACAGAAAUGAACAUGAUUCUAAGUAUGGUAUUAAAUCUGAUGGUUCAAAACCUGAAAAAUUUGAAAGGAAACAUAGACACGACUCUGGCGAAUCAAGGGAAAGAUUUUCAUCUGGGGAUCAGAAGUCAGAUCAGAAGUCAAGACCUGACAGCCCUCGUGUUAAACAGGAUGGAAAAGGAGAUUCUAGUAAAUCAAGACCUGAUAAACCUGGUUUUAGAUCAACCAACAGCAAGGAUGAACGAAGGACAGACAGUAAUAAGAGUAAAGUAGAGAGCAAUAAAGCACAUCCUGACAAUAAAGCAGAGUUUCCCAGUUAUUUGCUGGGUGCAAGAUCUGGUGCACUGAAACAUUUUGUCAUUCCAAAAAUCAAGCGUGACAAAGAUGGCAAUGUCACUCAGGAGUCGAGGAAAACUGAAUUUAAAGGUGAACAGAAGGACAAAGUAGAGAAGAUUGGGCUAGUUGAAGAUCUGAAUAAAGGAGCUAAGCCUGUAGUUGUCCUUCAGAAGCUUUCUUUGGAUGAUGUACAGAAAUUUAUUAAGGAUAGAGAAGAUAAAUCAAGGGGCUCUUGUUUUAAACCUAACAAGAACAAGUCAUCCAAAUCUAAUAAAGGUAGCAUAGAUCAGUCAGUGUUAAAAGAGUUGCCUCCUGAGCUCCUGGCAGAAAUUGAAUCCACCAUGCCUCUUUGUGAACGUGUGAAAAUGAACAAGCGCAAACGUAGCACAGUUAAUGAGAAACCAAAAUAUGCUGAAAUCAGUUCUGAUGAAGACAAUGACAGUGAAGAAGCUUUUGAAUCUUCUCGAAAAAGACAUAAAAAGGAUAGAGAUGAAGCUUGGGAGUAUGAAGAGCAUGACAGAAGAAGUUCUGGUGACCACAGAAGAAGUGGUCAUUAUCAUGAAGGAAGAAGAACUUCUGGUAGUGGCCGUUACCGUAAUCGCAGUCCUGAUGACUCUGAUAUGGAUGAUUAUUCUCCUCCUCCUAGCCUCAGUGAGGUGGCAAGAAAAAUGAAGAAAAAAGAAAAACAAAAGAAGAGGAGAGCUUACGAACCUAAACUAACACCUGAAGAAAUGAUGGAUUCUUCAACUUUCAAAAGAUUUAUUGCUUCAAUAGAGAAUAUUUUGGAAAAUCUGGAAGACAUGGAUUUUACAACCUUGGGCGAUGAUGAUGAGAUUCCACAGGAAUUGCUGCUGGGAAAACAUCAGCUUAAUGAGUUGGGUAGUGAAUCUGCAAAAAUCAAGGCAAUGGGUAUUAUGGACAAGCUCUCAACAGAUAAAAUAGUAAAGGUCCUGAAUAUUUUGGAGAAGAAUAUUCAAGAUGGAUCAAAGCUUUCGACAUUACUUAACCACAACAAUGACACUGAAGAUGAGGAGAGAUUAUGGAGAGAUCUUAUAAUGGAGAGAGUAACAAAAUCUGCAGAUGCUUGUCUUACUGCUAUCAAUAUUAUGACAUCACCAAAUAUGCCUAAAGCUGUUUAUAUUGAGGACGUAAUAGAAAGAGUUAUUCAAUACACAAAAUUUCAUUUGCAGAACACUCUCUAUCCUCAGUAUGACCCUGUGUAUAGAGUGGAUCCUCUUGGUGGUGGUCUUUUAAGUUCAAAAGCAAAACGUGCCAAGUGUUCCACCCACAAGCAAAGAGUUAUAGUGAUGUUGUAUAACAAAGUUUGUGAUAUUGUCAGCAGUUUGUCAGAGUUGCUAGAGAUACAACUUCUUACUGAUACAACCAUUCUUCAGGUAUCAUCUAUGGGAAUAACACCUUUCUUUGUAGAAAAUGUCAGUGAACUGCAGUUAUGUGCCAUCAAAUUAGUGACCGCAGUAUUCUCAAGGUAUGAAAAACAUAGACAGCUAAUACUAGAAGAAAUUUUCACUUCCCUUGCAAGACUACCAACUAGCAAGAGGAGUUUGAGAAACUUCAGGUUGAAUAGCAGUGACACAGAUGGAGAGCCUAUGUAUAUUCAGAUGGUAACAGCACUAGUUCUGCAGCUUAUUCAAUGUGUUGUGCACUUACCAUCAGCAGAAAAAGAUUCUAAUUCGGACGAGGAAUUGAACAAAAAAGUGGAUCAAGAUGUGCUUAUUACUAACUCCUAUGAAACAGCCAUGAGAACAGCACAAAAUUUCCUUUCUAUUUUUCUUAAGAAAUGUGGCAGUAAACAAGGAGAAGAAGAUUACAGGCCUCUGUUUGAGAACUUCAUUCAAGAUCUUCUUUCCACAGUCAAUAAACCAGAAUGGCCAGCUGCAGAGUUGCUGCUUAGCUUACUAGGAAGGUUACUGGUUCACCAGUUCAGUAAUAAAUCAACAGAAAUGGCUUUAAGAGUUGCAUCACUUGACUAUCUUGGAACUGUAGCUGCAAGACUGAGGAAAGACGCAGUCACUAGCAAAAUGGAUCAAGGAUCUAUAGCUAGAAUCCUCAAACAGGCUUCAGGAGGAGACGAUGAAAUUCAGCAGCUACAGAAGGCUUUAUUGGAUUAUCUGGAUGAGAACACUGAAACCGAUGCAUCAUUGGUGUUUUCUCGGAAGUUUUAUAUAGCUCAGUGGUUUCGGGAUACAACUAUGGAGACAGAGAAGGCAAUUAAAUCUCAGAAGGAUGAGGAUUCAUCUGAAGGAACUCAUCACGCAAAGGAUGUUGAGACCACAGGACAAAUCAUGCACAGAGCAGAAAGUCGCAAAAAGUUUCUUCGCAGCAUCAUUAAAACUGCUCCAUCUCAGUUCAGUACAUUAAAGAUAUAUUCUGAUACUGUGGACUAUGAAGAUGCAUGUUUGAUUGUUCGCUACUUGGCCUCUAUGAGGCCGUUUGCCCAGAGCUUCGAUAUUUAUUUAACACAGAUUCUGCGUGUACUUGGUGAAAAUGCAAUUGCUGUUCGAACAAAAGCCAUGAAGUGUUUGUCUGAGGUUGUUGCUGUAGAUCCCAGUAUUCUAGCCAGGCCGGAUAUGCAGCGAGGUGUUCAUGGACGGUUAAUGGAUAACUCCACUAGUGUACGGGAAGCAGCUGUGGAGCUGCUUGGCCGAUUUGUGCUCUGUCGUCCUCAGCUUGCUGAGCAGUAUUAUGACAUGCUGAUUGAAAGAAUAUUGGAUACUGGAAUCAGUGUCAGAAAAAGAGUCAUAAAGAUACUUAGGGAUAUCUGCAUUGAACAGCCAACGUUUCCCAAAAUUACAGAGAUGUGUGUGAAAAUGAUUCGGAGAGUCAAUGAUGAAGAAGGAAUUAAGAAAUUAGUAAACGAGACAUUCCAGAAGCUGUGGUUUACUCCAACUCCACACCAUGACAAAGAAGCAAUGACUAGGAAAAUCCUGAACAUCACUGAUGUGGUGGCAGCUUGUAGGGAUACAGGGUAUGAUUGGUUUGAGCAGCUUCUUCAAAAUCUGUUGAAGUCAGAAGAGGAUGCCUCGUAUAAACCUGUGAAGAAAGCUUGUACUCAACUUGUUGACAAUUUGGUUGAGCACAUCCUUAAAUAUGAGGAGUCUUUAUCAGAUUCUGACAACAAAGGAGUGAAUUCUGGUCGCUUGGUUGCUUGUAUAACCACUCUGUUCCUAUUCAGCAAAAUCAGGCCCCAGUUAAUGGUCAAACAUGCCAUGACCAUGCAGCCAUAUCUGGCCACUAAAUGUAGUACACAGAAUGAUUUCAUGGUGAUCUGCAAUGUUGCAAAAAUCUUAGAACUUGUAGUGCCACUAAUGGAACACCCAAGUGAGACCUUCCUUGCCACUAUUGAGGAAGACCUCAUGAAACUCAUCAUCAAAUAUGGCAUGACAGUUGUUCAACAUUGUGUGAGCUGCCUUGGGUCUGUUGUGAACAAGGUCACUCAGAAUUACAAGUUUGUGUGGGCCUGUUUUAAUAGAUACUAUGGUGCACUUUCAAAGUUAAAAAGUCAACACCAAGAAGACCCCAACAGUACAAUACUUACUGCCAAUAAACCAGCACUCCUUAGAUCACUUUUCACUGUUGGAGCACUGUGUCGGCAUUUUGAUUUUGACCAUGAAGAUUUUAAGGGCAACAGUAAGGUUAACAUUAAGGAUAAAGUACUUGAACUGCUGAUGUAUUUUACAAAGCAUUCAGAUGAAGAAGUACAGACAAAAGCCAUUAUUGGCCUGGGAUUUGCAUUUAUACAACACCCAAGCUUAAUGUUUGAACAGGAAGUAAAGACUCUGUACAACAGCAUUCUUUCAGAUAAGAACUGUUCAGUAAACUUAAAAAUCCAGGUGUUAAAAAACCUCCAGACCUACUUGCAGGAGGAGGAUACACGUAUGCAGCAGGCAGACAGAGACUGGAAAAAAGUAGCAAAACAGGAAGACCUGAAAGAAAUGGGUGAUAUUUCCUCAGGGAUGAGUAGUUCCAUCAUGCAGCUGUAUCUCAAACAGGUCCUUGAGGCUUUCUUUCAUACCCAGUCCAAUGUACGCCACUUUGCUCUAAAUGUCAUUGCACUGACGUUAAACCAGGGUCUCAUCCAUCCUGUUCAGUGUGUGCCAUACUUAAUUGCUAUGGGCACAGAUCCAGAGCCCUCUAUGCGAAACAAAGCUGACCAGCAGCUGGUGGAAAUAGACAAAAAGUAUGCUGGGUUCAUUCAUAUGAAAGCAGUGGCUGGUAUGAAGAUGUCUUACCAGGUACAACAGGCAAUCAAUACCUGCCCAAAGGAUCCUGUAAGAGGUUUUAGACAUGAUGAAUCAUCCAGUGCAUUGUGUUCACACCUGUACUCUAUGAUCCGAGGGAACCGUCAACAUAGACGAGCAUUUCUAAUUUCUUUACUCAAUCUCUUUGAUGAUACUGCAAAAACAGAGGUGAAUAUGCUCUUGUACAUAGCAGACAAUCUAGCCUGUUUUCCUUAUCAAACACAGGAAGAGCCACUGUUUAUUAUGCAUCAUAUAGACAUUACACUAUCGGUUUCUGGUAGCAACCUACUACAGUCAUUUAAAGAGUCUAUGGUGAAAGACAAAAAAAAGGAAAGAAAGCCUUCAUCAGACGAGGAGACUGAGAGUGACAGUAAUAGUGGUAGUGAGAGUGAAAGUGAAGAGGAAGCUUCUAAGCCUCGGAGGUUACGAAAACGAGUGGAUUCUGAUUCAGAUUCUGAUGAAGAAAAUGAUAUAAAUGCUGUGAUGAAAUGUUUACCAGAAAACUCAGCUCCUUUAAUCGAAUUUGCAAAUGUCUCCCAAGGCAUAUUACUACUAUUGAUGCUGAAACAGCAUUUAAAGAACCUUUGUGGAUUCUCUGAUAGUAAAAUUCAGAAAUAUUCUCCAUCUGAGUCUGCAAAAGUUUAUGAUAAAGCGAUAAACAGGAAGACAGGAGUGCAUUUCCAUCCAAAACAAACUCUGGAUUUUCUGCGGAGUGAUAUGGCUAAUUCCAAGAUCACUGAAGAAGUGAAGAGGAGUAUAGUAAAACAGUACUUAGAUUUCAAGCUCCUUAUGGAACAUUUGGAUCCCGAUGAAGAAGAAGAAGAUGGAGAGGUGUCAGCUAGCACAAAUGCUCGGAACAAAGCAAUUACCUCGCUGCUUGGAGGAGGCAGCCCUAAAAACAAUGCAGCUGAGACAGAGGACGAUGAAAGUGAUGGGGAGGAUAGAGGAGGAGGCACUUCAGGGUCAUUGAGAAGGUCAAAACGAAAUUCAGACUCUACGGAGUUGGCUUCACAGAUGAAUGAAAGUGUUGAUGUCAUGGAUGUCAUCGCUAUUUGCUGUCCAAAGUACAAAGACCGACCACAAAUUGCAAGAGUAGUACAGAAAACCAGCAAUGGCUUCAGUGUUCAGUGGAUGGCAGGCUCCUACAGUGGCUCCUGGACUGAGGCUAAGCGCCGUGAUGGCCGCAAACUGGUGCCUUGGGUAGACACUAUUAAAGAGUCAGACAUUAUUUACAAAAAAAUUGCUCUAACGAGUGCUAAUAAGCUGACUAAUAAAGUUGUUCAGACUUUACGAUCGCUGUAUGCCGCCAAGGAUGGAACUUCGAGCUAAUGAUUUGUACAUGCAGCCAAAUUUACAUGAAUUGAAAUAACAGGAAAACUUGAAAUAUCAACUUUCUGGCAAAAAAAAAAUUAAAAAUCAGUUAAAUGAAGAGUAAGAAUGGAACCUGGGACACAGGAAAAAAGAAGGAAAUGUUUGGUAAACAUUUUUGUGGGAGCUUCCUUCGCUGUUGUGCAGCAGAAACUUCUCAGUUCAUUUUUACUCCCACUGUAUUAUAGUUUAACAAAAAAUUGUUUAUAUCUUGAAAAAAAACUUUCUGUUUAAAAAAAAAAUAAACAAGUGAAUGUUGGAAAUUAGUCUGUUAAUGUUCUUAAUAAAGUGUUCUUGGAGUUUAACCUAGCAGCGGAUGGCUUUCUUUAGCUUAGCCCAGUUUCCAGGGAAGCAUUGUUUUUCCAGGCUGUAAAAUGGCAGAAUCUCCUGGAUAUAUAAUUUAUUCUGUUGAAGAAAAAAGAGGGGAAAAAAAAAAAAAAAAAGCAUGCAGUAUCUAUGACCUAUCUGCAGGAGGAGUUUUUUGUAAAUGUAGAUUUUGAUGUAUUAGGUCACCCUGAAAUAAUACAAGAAAAGGGAUCCCCAGCAAAUCUGGUGGAACGAAUACUGCAAUAAAUUUUUUUACUUCUCUUUGUUACUUGUCUGUUUCCAUUUGAAUUUCUUAUUGUAAAGAUCUGUUUAAAUCCAUUUAUAUUAUUUUGCAGUCUUUUAUGUAAAAUUUACUAUAGCAGUGGUUUUCAAAACAAUACAUAAGAUAUUGUUUAUACAGUUUGUAUAGGCUGACUUCUGAAUAAUUGGUAUCUUUUUAUUUUUAUCCCUUAAAGGGUGUAAACACAAGUUAACUCCAGGGUUUGAUUGUAUUCUGCAAUAUUUAGUAUUAACUAUAUGAUUUAGCACUGUGCCAAACACAUUUUCAAGAGUACAUUUUGAUAUAAAAAGAAACUAUAGUUUA